UGUAUAUCGAGUGUAAUUGUAUUUUAUCAAUGAAUAGUAUAAUAGUAGACAGUUGCCUGUACUAUAGGGCUAAUUUUCACCAUAGAGCAGCAACAACAACAACAACAACUAUUUGUUAUGGCAGAACGGAGACAACAAGCUCAGAAAAAGUUGGAGGGAGGUCCUUCCCUGGAUUAUGGCGAUGAUUUAAGUGAAGACACUCGUCUGAUGUAUGAAGGAUAUGCCAAAACUAUGGAUCAAACAAAGCCCAGUGUAAAUGAGAAGAAAAAGCCUGCCGAAGCCUCGAUGGAUGUAUGCAUAUUCAUGCGUAACCGCUCGGGGAUCCACAUGCAGCUAGACGAGGGUCAUAACGCCGAGGCAGAGGAGCUCUUUGAGAUUGUGGUGCAGGAGAAUAACCUCCCCAAGGAGUGCGAGGACGUCUUCAGUCUCUGGCUCGUAUCACCUAUUCUGGAGCUACGCCUAAAGAAGAAGCACAAACCGUAUUUCAUAGUGAGACAGUGGGAUGAACUGUGUUCACUGUACACGGAUGCAAAGGCAGUGGAAAUACAAGAAGAUGAACCUGUUUUGAUGUUCCAGCGAAAUGUGUUUUUCCCAAUAGAACAAGAACAAAAUAUUGCCCAUGAGCAGAUUCAAUGCCUUCUUUACCAUGAGGCCAAGUUCAACGUGUUAGAGGGCCGCUACAUUCUGGCCAGAAACGAGUACCACACCCUGGCAGGCAUACAGGCCCUGCUCACUUGGGGAAAGUACAGUCCACGAGACCAUAUCAUAGAGACAUACAGAGCCAGUCUAUACCAGUUCUAUCCAGAGCAUAUGUACAGAAAGCCGUCUGUCAGCUUCUUCAAGAAGAAGACGGCCGAACCAAAAGACGACAUAGAAAACCGCUGGCUGGAUGCCCAUCGACAGAUCUCUCAGGAAUUUGAGCAUGAAGACAUUGACAAAAUCCUUGGCACCUUGUACAGGAGAUAUAUGGAGGUCUGCUGGAAAUAUCCCUUUUAUGGGGCUGCCUUCUUUGACAGUUUUAUCAACAAGCCACUGGGCAAGCUGGGUUUCCUAAAGAGGAACCACAAUAUCGAGACCUGGGCGGCCAUCAACACCAAUGGGGUCACCAUCAUUGACAGGGAGAAAGAUGAGGUGUUGUUGGCCGUGCCGUUCACAGAGCUGUGCUGGGAGUACAUAGAGCCCCAGUUUGACGUGGACGACGACGCCUUCCCCGCGCUGCUGCUGCAGUUUCUGGUCACGGAGACCAACCCUGACUCUGGGGCCCCACAACAGGUCACCAAGGUCCUCCAGGUCUACUCCAGACAGGCUCGAAUGAUGAAGGCACUGAUAGAGUCGUGUGUGGAACGCAAGAAACACAUGGGCGACCAGGUUGAUGGAGGGAGCGACACUGACUUCCAAUGGGGCAUCAACAAACUUGACAGAAUGUGUCUUUCAACGUUUUCCAAAUCAGGGGAAUGUUUAGACUAGUGUCAGCAGAAACUACAAAACAGAGAAUGACACAAAGAUCAUCGACGUCAAACUCAUCAGAAUUCCAAUCAUCUUAUUUUUAUCUUUUGUAAUUAUUAUUUUUUUAUUCCUGAUACAGUGAGUAUCGUUGGCCUUCACCUAUCAAGACUUCAUGGCAAUUUAUCUUAGAUUCUAAUAAGAUCUGACACACUUUUGGUUUGAUUUUCUGAACUUCGAGGUAGUGAUUUUAUUGUUAUCUUAGAGGUAUUGACUUAGACAUUAUAAUUAGUCCCCUACCGGUUUGCGCUCUUGUGUGUCCGUCAGUCAGUCAGUCAGUCUGUCACACUUUUCUGGAUCCUGCAAUAACUUUAAAAGUUCUUAAUAUUUUUUCGUGAAACUUGAAACAUGGAUAGAAGGCAAUAAGGACAUUAUGCACGUCAUUUCAUUUUGUUUCUACGUAAAAAAUUCUGGUUGCUAUGGUAACAAAUAAAAUAAAAAUAUUCUGACAAUGGUGGAGCCGGUAGGGGACUUAAAUUGCUUGACAAUAGUCUUGUUUAUGCUGCACUGCACUAUUUAAAAUAUCAACAAUUGUUUACAGUCUGUAAUUAUGAGAAAAACCUUGUGUUAUUUUUAUCAUACAUUUCAAAGGCAAACCUUGUGUUGUUUUGAUCAUCCAUUUCAAAAUCAAUCAAACCUACAAAGAAGUUGUGGCAUAUUAAGGGUUAAUACUAGAAAUCCUUGUAUAGUUAACUCAAUUAUUCAAUGUUUUCAUUCUUGUUACAUCAGUUAACAACAGAAAUUUAGUCCCUUGUAAGAACCAGUUAUUCCAUUUAAAAUGUAUAAGCAGUGUAAGUAAGGAAGGUCAAUUCUGCUUGUAAUGUGGCUUAUUUUUUUUUACAUUAAGUAAAAUACUUUGUAACUUAUUUAUUGUAUGUACCAUUUUGCAUCUUUUAAGGUUAGGGAAUCACAGGUAUGCAAUAAAAUCAUCAUUCUUUUGGAUGUUCACAAAGCGUGUUUACAAGCAUAUUUUUUUUUACAAAUCCAUUAUCAAUUUAGACAGUAGUAUUUAUUUGUUGUUUGUAAUUUGGACUCAUAAAAUAUUGUUAAAAUGUGUGUGGUAGUAAGAAUAUGGAAUUUAACCAAUCAAUUUGAACAACAAAACAGCAAACGUCAACAAUAGGCUUUAAACAUAAUUUUUCACAAAGAAUUAAUGUUGACAUAUUUGUAUGAAAUAAAAGCUGCUCACAAUAGUGAAGGUCUCCAUUUGAUCUACCUGUAAUCUAAAUGUUUGUCUAUGACAUUUUUAACAUUUUCUAUUAAAAAUUUAAGACAAAAGUAUAUUUUAAUCACCAAAUUCAAGCUUUUUUUAAUGCUUCUGUUGUAUUUUUUUGUCUACAAAAGACGUUGUUCCAAUUUCUCAUAAGAUGAAUUGCAUUAAAUCAAUGGUGUUGAUUGGUCAGGGUAAUGGUUGAGCAUUCAGAGGCAAUUGGGAUAAUAGUCUCUUGUUGAUAUUCUUGGUUACAUAAAUAAAUAAAAUAACACAUAUUUACAUAGAAGGCAUGUGUUGACAUUCGU
Molecule: messenger RNA, 3021 nt
Organism: Dreissena polymorpha
Lineage: Eukaryota; Metazoa; Mollusca; Bivalvia; Myida; Dreissenidae
Product: FERM domain-containing protein 8-like
Exons: 13
Coding region: 118-1467 (449 amino acids)
Biological process (GO): negative regulation of canonical Wnt signaling pathway
Cellular component (GO): cytoskeleton; plasma membrane
Source: RefSeq, a predicted model, not a curated record